GUUUUUUGAGUGCUUAUUUUUUCUAUUAAUUUUAAUUUUUAAUUCAAAAUCAAACAUCAAAUCAUUUAAUUAAAAAUAUUUGUUCAAAUAAUUUUACAAUAGAAACACAUAUCACAAAAAUUAAAAUGUCACACGGCGAAGAAAAGAACAUAAAAGUUGCCGUUCGAGUUCGUCCCUACAAUCGGCGCGAAUUGGAAACAAAUCAAAGAUCAAUAAUAAAAGUAAUGGACAAAACGACUCUUCUUUUUGAUCCGGACGAGGAAGACGACGGAUUCUUCUUCCAGGGAAUCAAACAACACUACCGCGACAUGACAAAGAGGGUCAACAAGAAAUUGAGCAUGGAUUUCGAUCGUGUUUUCGAUACGGAAGCAUCGAAUGAGGAUCUUUUUGAAGAAUGCACAAGGCCUUUGGUGGAUGCAGUAAUGAAUGGUUACAAUUGCUCAGUUUUUGUUUAUGGAGCAACAGGGGCUGGCAAAACAUUUACAAUGCUUGGCAGUGAGGAUAGUCGAGGCCUGACAUAUCUCACCAUGCAAGAUCUGUUCUUCAAAAUCGAGGAGUUAAGUGACACACGUAAAUUUGACAUCGGCGUAAGCUAUUUAGAAGUUUACAAUGAGCAAGUGAUGAACCUUCUCACAAAAAGUGGACCUCUGAAACUGCGUGAGGACUCAAACGGCGUUGUGGUGAGCGGUCUCAUCUUGAAGCCGAUAUUCAGUGCAGACGAAUUGCUCGACUUGCUUGCCCAGGGAAACAACAAUCGAACCCAACAUCCAACAGAUGCAAAUGCUGAGAGCAGUCGUAGCCACGCCAUCUUUCAAGUUCACAUUCGCAUGACCGACAAGAAAUCUGGCCAGAAGCGAACUGUCAAACUGUCGAUGAUUGAUUUGGCCGGCAGUGAAAGAGCUGCCAGUACUCGUGGUGUGGGAGUGAGAUUCAAGGAAGGAGCGAGCAUCAACAAGUCUCUGUUGGCGUUGGGGAACUGUAUAAACAAAUUGGCCGACGGGAUGAAACACAUUCCGUACCGUGAUUCGAAUCUGACAAGAAUUCUGAAGGACUCGUUGGGAGGAAAUUGCCAAACCUUGAUGGUUGCCAAUGUUUCAAUGAGUUCUCUCACCUACGAGGAUACCUACAACACCCUUAAGUAUGCUAGCCGCGCCAAGAAGAUCCGUACGAUUCUCAGAAAGAAUGUGAUGAAGUCCAACAUGCCCAAGGAGUUCUACAUCAAGAAGAACACCGAGCUACAAGAUGAAUUGGAUCGUCUUCAAGAAAUCAUCAAAACCCUAGAACAAAAAGCGGCGAUCGCGACAAAACCGCCCGCAGUCACUUCAAAGGCCUACGACGAAAGUGAACUGCAGUGCUGGUAUCGAAAGAUCGACGCAGUGUACUCUUCCGUAAUCACAGCCCAGGAGUACUUCUACGGGAUGCAGAGUAAGGAGAAAAUAAUCAAAUUCAGAUGCAGAAUAAAGGAGAAGACAGAAAAAUUCAAAAAGAUUCUCACACUCGAUACGCUGCCUAACCAAGACGACAUAAGCCGUUUCGAAGCUUCGAUAGAUCGUUUUGGCAAGCAGAUUUUCAAACAAAAAGAAGACCUCGUUCGAUGGCGUAAAAAACUCCAAGAAUCAGUUAAAGAUCUCAAAAAGCUUAGCAAAGAAGUCAAAGAAGCAAAAUGCUCAAAUAUUCUCAAAAUAUAUUUGGAGAAAAAAGAUUUAGAAAUUCAAAAAUCCAAACAAAACAUCAAAACAAAUCACAUUGCAAAACUCAAUUCCCUGUAUCAUGCAGACUUUGAACAUUUGGUACAAAUGUUUUCGUUGGGCUGUGAAAUUAUUCAACGAGAUUAUGUGAUUCUCAGUUUCAGUGGAAUUGACACGGAACAUCGAACAAAACUUGAAAAACUGCGCAAACAAAUGAAUGGCAAUGGAAUUAAGUUCAAGGACGAAGAAAACAAAGACAGUGAAGACGAAUUUCAACUCACAUUUGAGGAAAAUCAUUUGGAUAAUGGAAGUGCUACAGAAAUACAAAUUAACGAUAAACGCAAAAACAAUUCCGAUGAUGAGGAUGACACUGGACCUUUGUUCAAGCGGAAUAAAAGACUUUUUGAUGAUACUAUAGAACUAGACGUUGGAACAGGCAAAAAAGAACUAGACAUGUUCAAGCGUCCAUUGGGUUCGAAUUCUGCCGAUGAAACCCAAGUGUUGUCCAGUACAGUUGACAUCAAUGCUGACUACAAUUCCACAUUUGAGGUAUCAGCCAUUGAGAGUAGUAAGAAAGCUGAAUUUAUAACUAGCAUUUUAUCAGAAGAUAAUUCUAAUACAUCGAAUCGGUUACAGAUCAAAAAAGCUCUCUUAAAGUCCAACAUAACUCGGGACACUGUCCUUAAGACUGUCACACGAGGAAUUCAAAAGGAGAACGAGAAGUACAGUCCAAAUCGUGUCCGAAAGAGUCCCAGAACUACAACAAUCACAUCUCGAGCACUAGCCUCGACUGCAAACUUCCUUAAGAGGCAAAAGGCCAAGGCUAUUAGCAGUACAUCAGAACCUGCAGUGGUUAGAAUUAAUCGGACGGCUUCCUUGAGAAUUAAAAAAGCAUGAGUUUUAUUUCAUAAUACAUUUUUUAUUAUUAAAUCAACAAGUAUUUAUAAAUCUAUAUCAGUAUAACGGUAUCUAUAAUGAAUAUGUUUGUGUUUUCAAAGAAAAGCCGAUAUGUCUUGCAUUAUUUUGUUUGUUUGUUUAGCCUUAGAAAUUUAUUGUAACCACUGUAUUCUAUUGUUCAGAGAGAAAAAAGGAACUGUACAAUAAAAAAUAUUUUAUUUA
Messenger RNA from Eupeodes corollae, 2807 nucleotides. It is a transcript of the gene Klp67A, whose product is annotated as kinesin-like protein KIF18A. Lineage: Eukaryota; Metazoa; Arthropoda; Insecta; Diptera; Syrphidae. Gene Ontology annotation, biological process: mitotic spindle organization; microtubule-based movement. Gene Ontology annotation, molecular function: microtubule binding; microtubule motor activity; ATP binding. The record is from RefSeq and is a predicted model, not a curated record. Bases 126 to 2585 code for a protein of 819 amino acids. The transcript has 6 exons.